Marmota monax (woodchuck) is the source of this 3706-nucleotide messenger RNA. It is a transcript of the gene Gtf2ird1, whose product is annotated as GTF2I repeat domain containing 1. Bases 890 to 3373 code for a protein of 827 amino acids. Gene Ontology annotation, cellular component: nucleus. Gene Ontology annotation, molecular function: DNA-binding transcription factor activity. NCBI's taxonomy places the organism in Eukaryota, Metazoa, Chordata, Mammalia, Rodentia, Sciuridae. The transcript has 23 exons. Gene Ontology annotation, biological process: transcription by RNA polymerase II. The record is from RefSeq and is a predicted model, not a curated record.
CCUGGGCUGGGGAGACGGCCAGAGCCUCUUGGGCAUCUCUCCCUUUUUUGGCAUUUCCAGGACGGUUCCGUCAGGACAGCCGGGGUCUCGUGGCCACUGUCUCUGAGCAGGUGGGAAGUGGGGACCCUCGAGCAUUCCCAGCUCCUUGGCUGCUUCAGGGUGAGCAGUGAGGCCCGACAUCAAGAGUGGGGAGUCAAUUCUCACCACUCAGUGGGCCAAGGGCCAGAGAACCCCUAAAGCCACUUCAGGAUGACAGGCUAGUGUAGAGUCUCAUGGGGCCUCUGGAUGGCCCAGAGCGAGUGCAGGCUCCGGUGGGUGUGUCCCCUCAGGCUAGCGGGCUGCUCCUCGCGGAGGACCCUGAGCGUGGCCCGCAGAAGCACAGCCGGGUUCUGGAGCCAAGGGCCGGGUCCAGCGGGAGCUUGUCCUAUGGGCCUGUCCCGGGUCUGGUGGCCUAUGCGGCCCAGUUCACUUCGCGGGGUGGUGUCCUCGGGGUUCCUCGUGGCGGGCAUCAGGGUUCCCUUCCUGAGUCAGUGUCCCCACCCGCUGUCCGGCGUGUUUUGUCACGUGCUCACCUGUCGGUGGCACCCUGGCUGCCCCGCAUCUGGCACUGUGCGCUGAGCCGCAGGCCUCAACCCUAUCCUGGGUCCUGGGUGGACUGUGGAUGUGGAGCUGCUGGUCCCUGUGACUGUCUUAGAGGUGUCGAGCAGUGAUGCUGUCUCCAUGGUGGCCAUGCCCAUGUCCACUCCUGCCACGGUGCCUGGGCCUCCGGCCCCUCCAUGGCAUCUCCAGCUCUCGUUCACGUGUGGUGAUUUUUUUAUAGGAGCCGUCCUACCCGGUGAGAGGCGAUGUCGCACUGCAGUUUUGAUUGGCAUUUUGCUAAUGGCCAGUGAUGUCCAGUUUUCAUGUGUCUGCUGGCCAUUUGAAGGUGACCAUGGCCUUGCUGGGGAAGCGCUGUGACCUCCCCGCCAACGGCUGCGGGCCUGACCGCUGGAGCUCUGCCUUCGCCCGCAAAGACGAGAUCAUCACCAGCCUGGUGUCGGCCCUGGACGCCAUGUGCUCAGCGCUGUCCAAGCUGAACGCCGAGGUGGCCUGUGUGGCCGUGCACGACGAGAGCGCCUUCGUGGUGGGCACCGAGAAGGGCCGGGUGUUCCUCAGCGCCCGCAAGGAGCUGCAGGCCGACUUCCUCAGGUUCUGCCGAGGACCCCUGUGGAAGGACCCGGAAGGCGAGCACCCCAAGAAGGUGCAGCGGGGCGAGGGGGGCUGCCGGGGCACCCCACGGUCCUCCUUGGAGCGUGGCUCUGACGUGUACCUGCUGCGGAAGAUGGUGGAGGAGGUGUUCGACGUCCUCUAUAGUGAGGCCCUGGGCAGGGCCAGUGUGGUGCCCUUGCCCUACGAGAGGCUGCUCAGGGAGCCCGGGCUGCUGGCCGUGCAGGGCCUGCCUGAGGGCCUGGCCUUCCGGAGGCCGGCAGAGUACGACCCCGAGGCCCUGAUGGCCAUCCUGGAGCACAGCCACCGCAUCCGCUUCAAGCUCAAGAGGCCCCUCGAGGAUGGCGGGCGGGACUCGAAGGCCCUGGUGGAGCUGAACGGCAUCUCCCUGCUGCCCAGGGGGUCUCGGGACUGCAGCCUGCACGGCCAGGUCCCCAAGGCCGCCCCCCAGGACAUGCCCCCCACGGCCACCUCCUCCUCCGUGGCCAGCUUCCUGUACACCACGGCGCUCCCAGUGCACACCCUCCGCGAGCUCAAGCAGGAACCGCCCUCCUGCCCGCUGGCCCCCGGCGACCUGGGCCUGGGCCGGCCCGGGCCUGAGCCCAAGGCCCCCGGAGCCCAGGACUUCUCCGACUGCUGUGGACAGAAGCCCCCGGGGCCUGGAGGGCCUCUCAUCCAGAACGUCCACGCCUCCAAGCGCAUUCUCUUCUCCAUCGUCCAUGACAAGUCAGAGAAGUGGGACGCCUUCAUCAGGGAGACGGAGGACAUCAACACGCUGCGGGAGUGCGUGCAGAUCCUGUUCAACAGCAGAUACGCGGAAGCCCUGGGCCUGGACCACAUGGUCCCCGUCCCCUACAGGAAGAUCGCCUGCGACCCCGAGGCUGUGGAAAUCGUGGGCAUCCCCGACAAGAUCCCCUUCAAGCGCCCCUGCACGUACGGGGUCCCCAAGCUGAAGCGGAUCCUGGAGGAGAGACACAGCAUCCACUUCAUCAUCAAGAGGAUGUUUGAUGAACGAAUCUUCACAGGGAACAAGUUUACCAAAGACCCCACGAAGCUGGAGCCUGCCAGCCCACCAGAGGACACCUCGGCAGAGGUCCCCAGGGCCACCAUGCUCGACCUGGCUGCGACUGCUCGGUCAGACAAAGGCAGCGUCUCAGAAGACUGUGGGCCAGGAACCUCCGGGGAGCUAGGCAUCCUGAGGCCCAUCAAGAUUGAGCCCGAGGAUCUGGACAUCAUUCAGGUCACUGUCCCAGACCCUUCACCCACCUCUGAAGAAAUGACGGACUCCAUGCCCGGGCACCUGCCCUCGGAGGACUCUGGUUAUGGGAUGGAGAUGCUGAUCGAGAAAGGCCCCAGCGAGGACCCACGGCCAGAAGAGAGGCCCGUGGAGGGUGAGGCCCUGUUCACCUCCCACGACAGCCCCGGGGACGUCAUCCGGCCGCUGCGGAAGCAGGUGGAGCUGCUCUUCAACUCUCGAUAUGCCAAAGCCAUUGGCAUCUCGGAGCCCGUCAAGGUGCCCUACUCCAAGUUCCUGAUGCACCCCGAGGAGCUGUUUGUGGUGGGGCUGCCUGAAGGCAUCUCCCUCCGCAGGCCCAACUGCUUCGGGAUCGCCAAGCUCCGCAAGAUUCUGGAGGCCAGCAACAGCAUCCAGUUCGUCAUCAAGAGGCCUGAGCUGCUCACGGAGGGUGUCAAGGAGCCCGUGGUGGACAGCCAAGAGAGGGACCCCGGGGACCCCCUUGUGGACGAGAGCCUGAAGAGACAGGGCUUUCAAGAAAAUUUCGACGCCAGGCUCUCGCGGAUCGACAUCGCCAACACGCUGCGGGAGCAAGUGCAGGACCUGUUCAACAAGAAGUAUGGGGAGGCCCUGGGCAUCAAGUAUCCCGUCCAGGUGCCCUACAAGCGCAUCAAGAGCAACCCUGGCUCGGUGAUCAUUGAGGGGCUGCCCCCGGGAAUCCCGUUCCGGAAACCCUGCACCUUCGGUUCCCAGAACCUGGAGAGGAUCCUUGCUGUGGCUGACAAGAUCAAGUUCACCGUCACCAGGCCCUUUCAAGGACUCAUCCCCAAGCCUGGUGCUGUGUGCAUAGAGAGGGGUUGGACAGUGUCAGCAGCAGGAACAGGUCACUUUUACCCCCUCAGGACUUUUUUCUACCAUUUCCGACCUGUAUGAUCUUGGAUAAGUUGACUUACUGCCUGUGAAUAUGGAUAAGUUAACUUUCUAGCUAUGAUCUUGGAUAAGUUAACUUACUGUCUCUGAUCUUGGAUAAGUUAAUUCCACUGGGCCUCCAUUUCCUCAGGGUCCCCUGGAACAGGAACACCCUCUGUGAUUCCUCCCACCUCUCUCCUGUUGUUGGAGACCCGAGUCCUUUCCAUGUCCCUAGUCACUCGGGCACUCACCCCUCAGGGCCUGCCUCCCUUCCCCGACGUCCCCACCCCUCUCCACCCUUGCAACUCUGUCAUCUUGAGAGCUCAAAAUAAAACCGUCCUUCCUCGGAUUUCUAAA